AUGGCGGCUGCAGUCACCGCAGUGCCAUUGGAUUCUUAUUGCAAUGACCGAAGUGCAGAAUAUGAGAGGCGAGUUCUGAAGGAAGGAGGGAGUCUGGCAGCCAAGCAGUGUUUGUUGAAUGGGGCCCCUGAACUGGCUGCAGACUGGCUCAAUCGACGAUCUCAGUUCUUCCCAGAGCCAGCCGGAGGACUGUGGAGCAUCAGGCCCCAGAAUGGUUGGUCUUUCAUCAGGAUUCCAGGCAAGGAGAGCCUCAUCACUGACAGUGGAAAACUAUAUGCCCUUGAUGUCCUGCUGACUCGCCUCAAAUCUCAAGGACAUAGGGUCCUUAUCUACUCCCAGAUGACCAGGAUGAUAGAUCUGCUGGAGGAAUAUAUGGUUUACAGGAAGCAUACCUACAUGAGGCUUGAUGGCUCAUCCAAGAUCUCAGAGAGGCGGGACAUGGUUGCUGAUUUUCAGAACAGGAAUGACAUCUUUGUGUUCCUGUUAAGCACAAAAGCUGGAGGACUGGGUAUUAAUCUCACUGCUGCAGAUACAGUAAUAUUCUAUGACAGUGACUGGAACCCCACUGUAGACCAGCAGGCCAUGGAUAGGGCCCACCGCUUGGGGCAGACAAAGCAGGUUACAGUAUAUCAGCUCAUCUGUAAAGGCACAGUUGAGGAACGCAUUCUGCAGAGAGCCAAAGAGAAGAGUGAGAUUCAGCGGAUGGUGAUUUCAGGUGGGAACUUCAAACCAGAUACCUUGAAACCGAAAGAGGUGGUUAGUCUUCUUCUAGAUGAUGAAGAGUUGGAGAAGAAACUAAGACUGCGGCAGGAAGAAAAACGGCAGCAGGAGGAAACCAACUGAGUGAAGGAACGCAAGUGCAAGCGGGAAAAGUAUGCAGAGAAGAAGAAAAAAGAAGAUGAGUUGGAAGGGAAAAGGAGAAAAGAGGGUGUGAACUUGGUGAUCCCGUUUGUUCCUUCGGCUGAUAACUCUAACCUCUCUGCUGACGGGGACAACUCCUUCAUUAGUGUGGAUUCAGCUAUGCCCAGCCCUUUCAGUGAGAUCUCCAUCAGCAGUGAGCUUCACACAGGCUCCAUUCCCCCUGAUGAGAGCAGCAGUGACAUGCUAGUCAUUGUGGAUGACCCAGCCUCCUCAGCCCCUCAGUCUCGAGCCACCAACUCUCCUGCUUCCAUAACAGGUUCCUCUGUCUCAGACACCGUGAAUGGAAUUUCCAUUCAGGAAAUGCCAGCUGCAGGUCGUGGUCACUCAGCUCGAAGCCGAGGCCGCCCCAAAGGUUCAGGAAGCACAGCCAAAAGAGCAGGGAAAGGCCGAAGCCGGAAGUCCACAGCAGGCAGUGCCGCUGCAAUGGCAGGAGCCAAAGCAGGAGCUGCAGCAGCCUCUGCAGCUGCCUAUGCUGCAUACGGGUUCAAUGUGUCUAAAGGAAUCUCUGCCAGCAGUCCUCUGCAGACAUCCCUUGUCAGGCCUGCUGGUCUUGCUGACUUUGGACCUUCAAGCGCCUCUUCUCCCUUGAGUUCCCCUUUGAGCAAAGGAAAUAAUGUUCCUGGGACUCCCAAGAGCCUCCACUUGACCAGCAGCCUAGCCUCAGACUCUAUGGUCCGGAAACAGGGCAAAGGCACCAUCCCCUCUGGAGGACGGUAACCAUCUGGGCCCUCCAGCUUCCUUCAACCAAACCAGGGGCUAGAGUCCUGGCCUGCAGAUGGACUUUGGAUGGCUUGCCCAGUGCAGCAUCUUACAUCCCAAGUCAGAGGGUAGAGAGGACAAGUUGCAGCAAGGGAAAGACAGGURGUUAGUGUGAGCACUUUCAUCACCUAUUUCCAAAGGAGUGUUCUGGGGUAGCCUAUAGGAAGAGGGCCCAAGGACAGGGUCAGCCCCACAACAUCCCCAAUGAACUCUGUGGCCAAGUCUUAAACCUUUUACUGGGGAAGGGCCUGACAUAGACACUCUUUAGAUGCUCAGGCAUGCUGUCUCCAGCCCCAUUCCACCCUUCAGCUCUGACCAUGUCCCUUACAAAGGCUCUGCAGGUGCUGUGAAGAGCCUUCUUCCAUGGUGGAGACUUCGUAUAAGGUUGUGAUUUCCUGGAGGACUAGGAAGGGAUAAAAUUGUGUACCUGGUGUCCACAAUCUUUGGACAGCUCCUCAGGCCUACAAACUCUAUUUGCCACUGUGUCAUUGUUGAAGAGAGAGUAGUAUGUGCCAGAGAAUGUGGUGGCUUAUAAGGAUGACAAAAGGCCAAAGGAAGCAGACCCACAGGCAGUUGUUUUUCCAGCAUUUCCUCCCCUGUCCUGCAUGGUUCACACCAGGGAACCUUCAGGUCCCACCAGCAACAGUAGCAGCAACUCCCACCCCAGGGACUCCCAGAAGCCAGUAAAGAGACCAGGAGCCACCUCAAUCAGCAGGACAUCCUCACUGCCCCUCUUACAGAUGCCCCUGUGCCCAUCCUGA
Molecule: messenger RNA, 2441 nt
Organism: Urocitellus parryii (Arctic ground squirrel)
Lineage: Eukaryota; Metazoa; Chordata; Mammalia; Rodentia; Sciuridae
Source: RefSeq, a predicted model, not a curated record